Plectropomus leopardus (leopard coralgrouper) is the source of this 6703-nucleotide messenger RNA. NCBI's taxonomy places the organism in Eukaryota, Metazoa, Chordata, Actinopteri, Perciformes, Serranidae. The record is from RefSeq and is a predicted model, not a curated record.
UUCCACCUCGUCGACGGGUGUGUGUGUGUGUGUGUGCGUGUGUGCGUGUGGAGAAAUCUAGGAAGUAACGUUUGCCUAAAACUUUUCGACCAGGACGACGCGGAGACGUUAAUCCUCAAAUUUCUGAGAGAAACUCUGAUUUAUUAGAGAAAUAACGUCGCCGAACUGCUGGGAAUCACUCUUGAAUCACUUUUGACGGUGGAUAAGUAGUUUCUUGGCUCACCUUUUUUUGGGAAGCUCAGGUGGAGAAAGGUUUUUUUUUGUCAUUGGAGUCCGUUGAUGCCAGAGGUGUGCCUCCUCUGCGCUGUCGGGAGUGUUUCUGCGUUUACGGAUGAAAUGAGAGGUUUUGUUCGAAAGUAGAUGCUGGCAGAGAUUUGGGGCAGUGAGUGAUGCUGAACCCUGCGUUUAUAUCAGGAUGAGCACUACCGAUGGAUCCGGGUCCCCUCAUCAGGAUGGAGAGGCCCGAGUCGUGCAGAUCUACCCCAGGCUGCCCCAGGACACACCUGUCUACUGUCCCCUGCAGAUCGGCGCCGGGGAGACGGCACGGUCGGUUAUUCACAACGCCGUGGUCACUCUGGGCCUAGAUGCCAGCAAGAAGUACAGUCUGCUGGAGGUGCGGAAAAGCGGCGGAGAGGAGAGGUUGCUGGAGGCUGGGGACUGCCCUUUGGAGAGAGUCCUGCUGUGGCCGCCGGGCGCACAGAGGUGGCAUCCUCAGAGUUAUGGGUACUACUUCAUCCUGCAGCACCAACAAGCCAACAACGGAGGCAACCAAGUAGAAAGCGAGGACUACGACGACCUCUGUAACCUGCAAACUGUGACAGAGGAGAGCGUUCUGGAGGCUUUACGCCAGCGCUUCUACAGGCUCAAAAUCUACACCUACGCCAGCAACAUCCUCAUCGCAAUCAACCCCAAUAAGUUCCUGCCUCUUUACUACAACCCCAAGUAUGUCAAGAAGUACGAGAACCAGCCGCUGGGCAAACUGAGCCCUCAUAUAUUUGCAAUAGCAGACGUGGCCUUCCGCUCGAUGCUGAACCGGCAGGUCAACCAGUGCAUCGUGCUGUCUGGGGAGAGCGGCUCGGGGAAGACUGAAAGCUGCAGUUAUCUCAUCCACUGCCUGACCGCCCUCAGCCAAAAGACGUACUCCAGCGGGCUGGAACGGACCAUCCUCGGGGCCGGCCCGGUGCUGGAGGCCUUCGGCAACGCAAAGACCGCAGAGAAUGAUAACUCAAGCCGCUUUGGGAUGUUCGUCCAGCUCAACUAUCUGGCGAGCGGUGUCAUCAGAGGGGCAGUCAUUGAGAAGUACCUCCUAGAAAAGUGCCGUCUGGUGUCCAGAGAUCCAAAAGAGAGGAACUACCAUGUGUUUUACAAUCUGUUGGUGGGCGCGUCUAAAGACGAGCAGGAGGAGUUUCAUCUGUUAAAGCCGCAGGAUUAUCACUACCUCAAGCAGGAAAACCUCGAUCUAGAUGAUGAGGAGAAACUUGGGCAGGAGUACAAAAGGCUCCAUCAAGCUAUGGAGAUGGUUGGCUUCUUACCCUCCACCAAGAAACAGUAUGCCUACACAGUGCGGGACUCCAUGGCCAAGUGUUUAUACAGCGCUCUCUUUGACUGGAUCAUCCUUCACAUCAACCACGCAAUGCUCAAUAGACGGGACAUGCAGGAGUCAGUUCCUUGUUUGUCCAUCGGCGUCCUGGAUAUGUUUGGAUUCGAGAAUCUCCAGACAAACAGCUUUGAGCAGCUGUGCAUCAACUACACACACGAGAUACUGCAGUAUUGCCUCAACCAGCACAUCUUCAAGCUCGAGCAAGAAGAUUAUGUGUCCGAGGGCAUCACCUGGCAGAAUAUCGACUACUCUGACAACAGCGGCUGCCUUCAGCUGAUCAGCGAGAAAUCCACUGGACUCUUUGACCUGCUGGAUGAGGAGAGCAGUCGCCCUCAGGCCACAGAUGAAACCCUGUUGGACAAGUUGAAGCAGCAGCAUCAGGACAACCCGUUCUUUGUCCCCUCCUCAAAUACAGAGAUGACUUUUGUCAUUCAACACUUUGCUGGAAGGGUUAAAUAUCACAUCAAGGAUUUCCGGCAGAAAAACACUGAGCACAUGUGUCCUGAAGUCGUAUCACUUCUGCGGACCAGCGAGCGGGCAUUCGUACAUCACUUGGUCGCAUCCAGUCCAGAAGCUCUGUUCAGAUGGGGAGUCCUCCGAGCAACCAUCCGCAUAGUCACAGUAUUCAAGAACAUGGGACGCCAGCGGUCAGAAUCAAUAUCGACCAGACGAAGCUCCCGCAAAACCCUCAGAGAGAUGAAACAGCAAAGCAGUGCAAUGGACAGACUAUCGAGCAACAGCCUGACUCUGGAUUUCUCCUUUGAUCGCUCCGAUGAACAUCCUCUUGAUGUAUUUGAAGACAUCUUUGUCAAUUAUGAAAAGAGAAAAAAAAGUCGGAGCGGUCGACAAAAGCAGCUCAUUCCAAAGAACCUCAUGGAUUUGCACUCCCUCCGACAUAUUGUCGGCAACGCUGCGCAUGACCGAACCAGCAAAUUCAUCUUCCACCCUAAUCGGACAACGAAGCCCCCGACAGUUGCUGCCCAGUUCCAGGCCUCUCUCAGAAAGCUGCUUGAGACAGUUGAAAAAGCAGAGCCAUUAUUUAUUUUCUGCAUUCGUUCCAAUGCUGAAAAGAAGGAGCUGCACUUUGAUGAUGAAGUUGUGCUGCAGCAGAUCAAGCACACAGGCAUACUGCAGAUGGUACACAUGCAGAAGUCUGGUUACAGCGCCAAAUACACAUUCGAGGCAUUUGUUCAGAAGUUCAGGAUUUUGCUUCCAAAAGGAGCUGCAGUAACACCAGAGCACAUAACUGAGCUGUUUCAAAGGAUGGAGCUGAAUAAAAACACCUAUCAAAUAGGAAAAACAAAGGUGUUCCUCAAGGAGAAGGAGAGGCAACUGCUGCAAGACACGCUUAACAAAGAGGUGAUGCGUCACAUCAUCAUCCUGCAGCGCUGGUUCCGUGCCUGUCUCAUGAGGCUGCACUUCCUGCAAAAGAAAGAUGCCACUAUGAUUAUACAGAAGUGUUGGCGUGAGUUUUAUGAGAAACAAAACCGAGCUGCUACAGUGAUUCAGACAGCGUGGAGAAGUUCCCUGAAGAAGCCAGAACACCCAUAUGCGACGGAGGAUGGGGAGUCAACCCAAACCCGGUCUGGACGGGACAGCUUGAAAAAGGAGUUAAAGAGGCAGAACAAAGUGGAGCACAGCCCCAACCGGUCCAGGAGCAGGGAGAGGCGAGAGGGCAGAGGAUCCCCUCCACCUCUCAACAGACCCCUCUCCCUCCCACUGGACUCCAAAGUCGACAGUGACAACGGCUCCACCAGCCCCUCGCAGGGCAGCUCGCUUCAGCGCUACAAAGACAUGGGGGGCAUCAAGGAGAAGGCCGAGAGGUGGAGGGAAAGAAAGAGUGAUGGCGACCCGACUGAUGACUCGAGUCCAGAAGUUCGGCGACGACAAUUUGACCGGAGAGAUGACUUUCAGCGCAAAGUGAAGUCCAUGUCUGUUGACGAACUGUCCAAGAUCAGCUCCUCAGGUUCUGAUAGCUCACCCUCUACCAAUGAGGUCAGGGUGCGUCUCCGCAAGCAUCCCAAACGCAAGCGGCGCUUAGCCUACCCCCGCAGUGGUUUGAUGACGAACUUUGGGGGCUCCAAGGAAAGCGAGUACUGGAGCUUUCCGUUGCCUCCCAUCAGCCCCCAUGUGCCCAACAUGAAGAGCUCAGUCAGUAGCGUGGAUGUCCGGGCCCUCAAAUCCCAGGUCAAGAUACCAGCGGAGACUGAUGGGUCCAGGUACAGUCUUCCAGCCAGGAGAAGCGAUGAGGAUUCGGGACAACAGGGAUCAAACCAGUCACAAUUCACAAGUCCUGAAAAGAUUUGGUUUUUAGGUAGAUUACUGAGAAAGCGGGGGCCUAAAUAUUCCCCAGGCAGUGACUCUCCGUCAGACAAAACAGUCACCUUGGCCAGCUACACUCCACAAUCCUACCACAUGCCCAACCAGAGCAGUGAAAGGGUCACUCGAAACCCGACCAUUCGAAUCAGCCGGGCCACUCGGGCGCUGCAGGGGAACGCAUCUCUGGAUCGUGAGAUCACCAAUACCAAAGAGCUGCGAAACCUGGACGAAUUCCUCGGUAAUCAGGUGAAUGAGCUGCGAAGUAGAAUCACAGAUUUGUCGCAGACAGAGAGCAUCUUCCUCACAGCCACCAUGCAGUUCAGAGAUACCAUCAAAGGCAUGUACUCUGUUCAGAAGCCCCGAAUCGGCUACAAAGAUUUAAUGAAGGGCUAUCGCAACAAAGUGAACACGCUAGCUGGGUCCAAGAAGAAGAAGACAGAAGUCACGCUGGUGGUGAACUUGUUUCAGUCUAUGCUGGACGGCUUUAUUAGGGGCGAGCUAAAACGAAUGGACUCAGAACCGACCAAGGCCACCAAGACAACAAAGAAGAGGAGGAAAAAAGAAAAAUGUCCUAAUAGUCCUCUGGAUCACCUGUUCAGCACUUACCAGGUGAACAUCAUGCAGUCCUGUGAUCUAUGCGGCUCCUACAUCUGGGGAAUGGAGAAAGCCUACAUGUGCAGUGCUUGCAAGUUAAUAUGUCACAAGAAAUGCCUGAGCAAAAUCAUCACAGAUUGCUCGACAAGGUGUGCCAGACAGGACGACAGUAUACCGGGCUCCCUUCACUUUGGGGUGCAGGUGUGUGUCCUCACCAGUAAAGCAAACCCUGUGCCCAAAGUGGUGGAGUUGUUGCUGAUGCACGUGGAGUUAAACGGGCUCUACACGGAGGGAAUUUAUCGCAAGUCGGGCUCAACCUGUCGAGCGAGGGAGCUCCAUCAGAUUAUGGAGACCGAUCCGGAGAAACCAUGUUUAGACAAUUACCCGAUCCACACCAUCACAGGUCUGGUUAAACGUUGGCUCAGAGAGCUGCCGGAUCCACUCAUGACCUUUUCCCUCUACAACGACUUUCUGCACGCUGUGGAGCUGCCAGAGAAAUCUGAGAGAAUAAAAGCUGUGUACCAAAAAGUUGAAGAACUCCCGCCUGCUAAUUUCAACACGUUAGAGCGGCUCAUCUUUCACCUUGUCAGGGUUGCAAAGGAGGAAGAGCACAAUAAGAUGUCACCAAGCUCUCUUGCUAUUGUGUUUGCCCCCUGCAUCCUGCGUCCAGAUGAUAUGGAAGACCCCUUCCUUGGUAUAAAGGAUGUAGCCAAGACGACACGGUGUGUGGAGAUCCUGAUCUCUGAACAGCUCCGACGCUACAAUGAGAAGAUGCAGAAUAUUCAGGAGCUGGAAUACGCCGAGGCGCUGGCUGUCAAUCAGCUUAAACUGAAGAGACAAAACACGAUCAUUGAAAAGCCCUCAGAGCUGGAUGCUCCACUGCAAAACUCAGAUGAAACGGAGAGGACCCUCAUCGACAGGAUCAAGUCCAUCAAGCAAGAAAAGGUGGAGUUGGCGUGCCGGUUACCUGAGCUGGAGCAGGAGAACUCUGACAAUGACAACCUGGACUCAUCGUCGUCGAUGAGUUCAGAGAGUUUAGAGGACCGUUUGGGAAGCUUGGACUCGGAAGCUCCAGAAAAGGUGACCAUGCGAUUGAAAACCCAGAAACCCGUCUGCCCGCCUAAACCUCCUGACCUGGCGCAGAGAGUCAAAAGUCUGAUGGCUCUAGCAGAUGAUGCAGAAAGAGAGUUUGCUUCGGGACAAAAGACAGAUGUUACCCAGUACAUGUGCUUCCUGCCCAGCCAAGACCCCUCCCCAAAAGGAAAGCCCCAAAUCAAUACCAAGACCUCUAAUGGGAAUUUUGAUGACUUGGACAUCCCUUACAUCGAUGACGAUGAAGAUGUAACCUGCACAUAACAUAACAAGCUGUAAUAAUUGGAUUAUCCCUAAGUAUGCGUUUAUAGUGUGUUAUGUCAAAAAAAAGAACUGUGCACUUUGUUUAAUAGACUUUUCAGUGCUGCUAUGGAAACAACGUGCUUCGAGAAUUUAUAUGUAUUUAAUGGGAGAACGUACGGACUGUCCCCUCAGGGUUUUAUAACUGAUAUGGACAACAGCAAGGACUACUAAGCCUCCUUACAAACACUGUAUGUGAUUUUAAACAUAUUUCAGAAUUGUACAGUUUACAUUUUGCAAGCUGUUUCUCAUCUGUUAAGAAAAACGGGACAAUAUGAUGAAGAGCAACUGAGGACACAAGUGUCUCCUGUACUAAUGGACAUUAUUCUGAGCUCAGCCACCGUGGUACUAAUGGACUUCAUAGUGGUGUUAGUGGAAAAAAAUGUCUUACAAGAGUGCCCAAAGGGAUCAUAGGAGAAUCAGAGUUCUUCUCCGUUGUACAUGCAAUGUUUAGAAACCGUUUCAGUUGUUUUUCGGCUUUUCAUUUUCCCAUAGUAUUUACUGCUGUGACUGAUCACUGAUUAAAUCCACCUGCAAGGAAAUGGCCAUGUCGCUGCCUUUUACACUGACUGAAGAUGCUUCUCUCUGUCACUUAUCUUGGUGUUACAGUUUCACCAAGAUUCUGUCUUAUAGGCUCAAUGUAGCUUUUUGUUUUUUCCUUUGUUAAAUAUGCAUGCCUGUACAUUUUAUAAGGGGUAGGAAUAAUGGAUUUAGGGGUGAACAUCCUCUGAGUUUGUACUUUGUCACCAACUGAAAUAAACUGACCAUUUUCAAAUGUCUCCAACUGUAAUACAAAAA